CUUUAUAGAAAUUUGCUCUUUAUGUUUGGUGUUUUAAGGUAGCAAGCCAAGAAAGCUAACGUAGAACAAAGCUAGUUAUAUGGCAAAUUUCCCUUCAAAUUAAAAGCGCAUAUAUAAAAAUACAAUUGAAAGAGCAGACUGCAAACAAUGUUUUGAAAAUUACGCAUUGAACAACACUAAAGACUACUUGCACAGUUUCAUUUUCGUUUAAUAUGUAUUACAUUUAUAUUUUUACUUUGCGUUGUAUUAUUACAUUUUUGAAAAUCCGCUUAUUCAUUUUCGUGAAGUUUAUUAUGAAUUUUAGGAACAGGAAGUUAAACUUGUCGUCGUGUGCUUGACAUUGUGGGCGACUGAGAUUACAGUCAUCCUAGUUGGUACCGUUCAUGGAUUUAUUCCAGCAUUUAUCACGAAAAAACGGGGACAUGAACGGGAGCGCAUACAGACAGGAAAGCAGGAGGUUUGUGUGUCGUUUAAACAGUCCGGGCAAAUGUUUUUAAAUUUGUAUAAUGUUCAGAAAUAUUGUCGGGGUCAGAACAGCUCGGCAUACAGAUGUUCCUAACGUAGUUGAGGAGAAAGAACCCGUUGAUCUGGUAUCUCAGUCUGGUAUCAUUGUCUGUGUUUUGUAUUAGACUAUUUUAUGUAUUGAGUCCAAUAAAUCCCGACUGAACCAUGAGCAAUAUGCAGGAUAAAGCCACUAUCCGCCAGCAGAGCUCGGAGAAUAACUCUGUCAGCAGUAGUGAGUGGGAUAUGGCAAAUGAUGUGUUUGUGUCCGGCUACGACGACAAUCCGAUGGGAGACAGUGUCGCCGCUGGGGACCCAGACCCAGCGCAGCCCGGCUUGGACAGACACCUGCCGCUGUUACGGGCGGACUCGUUAUCACAGGAUGGCAUGAUGCUGGGCCUGGCUGGGGAAGAAUAUUCGGACUCGUCGUAUCUUUCCAUCGACCCAAACUAUACCGAAAGUGACGGGAAUGUCACAACCAAGAAGCGCAUACGGUCCAACAGCUCCAGGCACCGCGGCGAGAUCGUCACGGAGCUGGGACCGGAGGAGGUCAGGUGGUUCUACAAAGAGGACAAGCGGACGUGGAAGCCUUUCGUGGGACACGACUCUUUAAAAAUCGAGAUCGUCUAUCGAAGGUUCUGUGAGCAGAACCCCGACAAGGUCAAACGCCCCACCGAUCCUGCCGAGGCCGAGGGGAAGGAUGCGGUCAGGACCGGCGAGGUGCAGCCGGAGAGCGGGGCGGCGGACGGUGGAGGUGUCCUGGCAGAGUCGGAGGUGCAGCGGGGAGAAGGGCAGCGGCGCUCGGUGUCGGAGGAGACGAAGGACCCGGACGACAUCAGCAUCACCGUGGAGGCAGUGUGUGUCAGAGGGGGGCUGUAUGAAGUGGAUAUCCGGGAGAAGGAAUGCUACCCUGUUUACUGGAACCAGCAAGACCGUAUUCCUGUGAUGAGGGGCCAGUGGUUCAUCGACGGAACGUGGCUUCCUCUAGAGGAGGACGAGAGUGACCUCAUCGAGAUGGAGCACCUCGCCCGUUUCCGGGGGCAACAGAUGAAGGACACUUACGAGAUGGAGGUGGUGACCACCACAGUGGACAGCAAGGAUGGUAAGCAAUCUAUCCACAGUCUGAAGCUGAGCAGGAGUCACGUGGACUGGCACAGUGUGGACGAGGUGUACCUGUACAGCGAUGCCACCACCUCCAAGAUUGCACGCACAGUCACGCAGAAAUUGGGAUUCUCUAAAGCCUCUAGCAGCGGGACACGUCUCCAUCGGGGAUACGUGGAGGAGGCAGCACCCGAGGACACCCCACCCGAAACCACACACAUCGUCUUCGUGGUGCAUGGCAUUGGGCAGAAGAUGGACCAGGGUCGCAUCAUCAGGAACACCUGCAUGAUGAGAGAUGCUGCAAGGAAGAUGGAGGAGAAGCACUUCUCUGAUCGCACCACGGAGCAUGUAGAGUUUCUUCCUGUGGAGUGGAGAUCGAAACUGGCUCUGGAUGGAGACACGGUGGACUCCAUUACUCCAGACAAAGUUCGAGGUCUCAGAGACAUGCUGAACAGCAGCGCCAUGGACAUCAUGUACUACACCAGCCCUCUGUACAGAGAUGAGAUUACCAGGGGUUUGACUCUGGAGCUGAAUCGUCUCUACUCACUCUUCUGCUCACGGAAUCCUGACUUUGAGAAGAACGGGAAAGUGUCCAUCGUGUCGCAUUCAUUGGGCUGCGUCAUCACCUUCGAUAUCAUGACGGGCUGGGACCCCGUUCGCUUUCAUCACCAAGAAGCGCCAGACCCGGAGGAGACAAAGGUCCGCUGGCCAAGUGAUGAGGAACGCCACCUUCAGGAGCAGCUAAGACUCACACGCCUCAGGUUGAGGGACUUGGAGGAUCAGUUCCAGGGUCUGCAGACCUUGUCUUGUGUGGCAGUGCCAGCCUUGAAGUUCAAGGUAGAAAACUUCUUCUGUAUGGGCUCUCCUCUGGCUGUUUUCUUGGCAUUGCGAGGGAUCCGACCUGGAAACAACGGUGUGCAGGACCACAUCCUCCCCACGUCUAUCUGCAAACGCCUCUUCAACUUAUUCCACCCCACAGACCCCGUGGCGUACAGAUUGGAGCCCCUGAUCUUGAAGCACUACAGUAACAUUACGCCUGUUCAAAUCCACUGGUAUAACACCACCAGCCCAACUCCGUACAAUCAGAUCCGGCCCACACUGCUCAACCUGCUGAAGGACACCACAUCAGUCUCAGACUCAGAGAGCAUCCCCAGCCCCUGCACCUCCCCGCCCCAGGCCCGACGGCACUACGGAGAGUCCAUCACCAGCCUGGGCAAGGCCAGCAUCAUGGGUGCUGCAAGCCUUGGAAAGGGAAUCGGAGGAAUCCUGUUUUCCCGCUUUUCCCGUUCCAGUGGCCAGGUAGGGGGAGUGGAGGAGGAGCCUUCAGAUUCAGAGAGCGGAGCCUCCGAGGUGGAAAAUGUGGCAUCAGGAGAGGAAGGGGUAACGGUGACAGAGAGCGAAGACAAGGACAAACAGAUAGAGGAGGAGAGGGGGGAGGUGGAGCCUGCCAUGUCCCAGUCCACCUCAGCUGUCAUGGACAAUACCUCGUUGGAACUGGAGAGGCGCAUUGACUUUGAGCUGCGGGAGGGCUUGGUGGAGAGCCGCUAUUGGUCAGCAGUGACGUCACACACGGCCUAUUGGUGCUCUUAUGAUGUGGCUUUGUUCCUCCUCACCUUCAUGUACAGACCACAGGAACUGCCUGAACCUGCAGACGACAACCCUGACACCUCGUAACAUAAGUGCAACCUGACAUAUCACAGCUGGGGUCACUUCACUCUCUAUUCACACCUUCUGAAAUACAAACUGAAAGCUACAUUUCUGAAACAUACUUCAUUCUUCAUUUUCUGAUUUCUUAAUUCAGAUAAAACGGUUUCCUGCUUCACAAAAUGUCCGCGUGAAAUACAGAGUAUAAAAAGAUUAUUUAAUAUAUUAUUAAUUAUACAUUUUGGAAAUGUCAGAUAUUGUUUGAUCAAAUCAUGAUUAAUGCAACCUAAUUCUCUUUUACUAUUAGUUGAUUUGAUUGGAAGAAAGGUUACUUAAAGGCUACACUUAAAGUCCUGCUAGUAUCCUGAAUGCUGCAAUGUUCAUGUUUGAGGCAACGCUUUAGAUUACGACCUUCACCGUACAGCAAUAUUCUUGUAAUUAUUUGUACUGAUGGUGUACUAGUACUGUAUGCACAGAUACGUACAAGGUAGGUACAUAGGUACAAGAGAACAUGUGAAGUGUGGGAAAUUAAAGGACUAGUGUGUAGGAUUCAACCAACUGAAUACCACUCGUCUUUAAAGUAUGUAGGAGAAGCUACGGUGGCCGCAAAACUCACAAAAUAAAUGCCCUAGUUAGAGCCAGUGUUUGGUUUGUCCGUUCUUAGCUACUGGAGAAACAUCGCGCUUUAACAUGUAGAUAAAAACAGCUAAUUCUAAGGUAGUACAAUGAUUCUUAUAUUCAGGUGAUUAUACACUAAUGAAAAUAUACCUAUGAAUAUUAUAUUACAUUUCUGCCAAUAGAUCCUCAGUAAUGUUACACACUGGACCUUUCAAAAUAAUUUAUAUUGUAGUAUUUUUUAACAGGUACCUGGGGGAAGAUGACAGACAUAAUAAACUCAGUGUAGGAUUUUAUGAAACUGCAGUGACUUAUAAAUUACCAUAUACUACUUACUUGUUGGAAAUAAUGUUAGUGUAAUUCCACUACUUUUGGCCAUAACGGAUACUGAUUAACAAUUAAAUAAUGCAAUCAGUAUUACUGAAACUGCAGAAGAUGGCAGAAAAACGCAGCUCAUCGGAGCCUAUCCCUUGAUUUUCUGGUUUAUGAUCUAACGUCACCCGACCUCACAGUGACCAAGGGUCAGGCAAUAGAUGAGAGCAUGCAUACCUAACUUUUGUGUCUUCAGAUCAACCACAACCCCUUAUGGGUGAAAACAAGCUGUGUAGAAGUGCUGCCCCCAGCAGUGUCACAUUUUGUAUAUCAAACAGUUGAAAAAAAACAGUUUAGCGAAGGACAGUAAAAGAAGAGAUCUGUGGUUUCAAUAUGAAAGGGGUAAACUGUGGGACCAUACCUCAGUAUGUGUCCAUCUGUGGAAAACACUUCAUCACAGGUUAGUUAAUGAUGUUAAGUGAGUAAAUUACAUGUGUGCUGAUUUUGCUUGUAGAUCGAAGCCGAUAAGAAAAGAAUCUUAGUGAUGGUGUAAAUAAAGUUUUUAUUGUAAAAAAUAUGGCCCUACCAUAAAACAGCUGCUUUUAGAAUAGAGUUUGGUUCAACAGUGUAGAGCAGAGGGUAUUUUAACCUUAACAAUUCACAUUAUCUGAGCUAACCUACCUUCUAAUAAUGAACCUUGUAAACAACAUGAAGUAAUAUAUAAAGUGGACAUAGGAGGGAAUGCGAGUUGUUGCUGCCCUCUGGUGGUCAGGAGUAUUAAUAACUGAAUACAUUUGUCUUGUCCCACAGCAACACUAAAGUAGUAUCUGUGUGCAUUAAUAAGUAAAAUAAAUCAGGCAUUUAAAAGUAACACAAAAGUUACUUUCCCUAGAAAACUAAUUACUUUCAUAUGCAGUAAUUGGUAAUACAAUUACUUUUGUAAGUAACUGUAACUAAUUACUAAUUUUCAGUAACUUACCAACAAUGGACGAGUACAGAUGAUAACAAAAUCAUAUAUGAUAUAACUACAUAGUUCCUAAAUACCUAUAUUAGUAUUUUGACUUUAGAAAAGAGGUCCGUAAUCUAAAGCGUUUUAAUUUUACUUUUGGCUGUAAUACAUUGUGACACUUGUGACACAAUUUUAUUCAUUUGCACCCACAAAUGGCAAAUUAUAUUUCAAUCUGAUUGAAAUUUGAUCAUUUUAAAAUUGGUCUUGGUGACUUCCAUAUGCCACUGGCAGAGCAAUCUAACUAAUAUGACUGUUAUAACUGAGUGAAUUGAAAAUGAACUGACCCAACAGACACAACAACAGACAAAGCAUUUACCUGUUUUACACAACAUUUAAACUCCUCCCACUUUACACACACAAACCUCAAUGUGCCCCAGACUUCGUGGACACUGUGCCCAGACCCUGCCCUCAGAGGGUUCCUGGUCUUCUCUCAACAGCAGCUGUUUACUGUGCAAAGCACCCUGCUGUGUUCGACCAUGUCAGUGAAGUCCUGCUGAAGGUUGUACUCACCAAAAAGCUGUGUUGGUCCGUGACUGGCUGUGUGCUGGUGAAACUGUUGCCAGUGCUCGUGAGAAAUAUGUUCAAUAAUCUUUAUAAUCUCAUGGUUCAGAUGAGAACAAGCGAUCAUAGUAGGUCAUUUUAUAGAGAUGGCUGAAGGGAAUUCUUUUCCAACGCAAUGCACUACACAGACAUUAAAUCUUAAAACCAGAUACAGAUUAUCAGAAACAGUAUCUGUAAGUAGCAUUAAGUUAUUUUGACCAGUGGAGGGCAGAAAGAACAAACUCCCUGCAACAGAGCCUUGAUAUACCAUUAGGCCUAACCCUAACACUGUCUACCCAGGAUGCCUAGUGUGAGCAGCAGCAGCUUCAGUCCUCCUUUAAGGCCCAAUAUUUAAUAUAGGCUGCCCAUGUUUUGGCUGAACUCAGUGCCCAACACACAGUCACUGUGGUUACAUGCGUAAAACGGAAGAAAAUAGACUUAAAGCAUAAAAAUAUGCUGCAUUUAUGGGCGUAUACUGCAAGUAAAUGAUAUCUGGAAUGUGUACGCCGGGUUAACAUGACAACAAGUGUGGGUUUGACAGUAGUGCAGCUGGAUGAAAGGAGGGAUCGUUACAAGGAGCAUCCUUGUUUUCAAACCCUUCCUAAGUCCCGCCCCUUUUGGAACUAUAGCCAACUCUUUCCUUCCUGUACUUCCUGUAAUGUGCUAGGCUCAUCCAUGUUGAAAAGACAACCAAAUUUUGAAGAUGACAAAAAGACAAAAGAGACAUAUAUAUAUAUAGUAUAUAUACAUCUUCAUACAAUAUGUAAAUUCUGCUGCUAGGGGCUCUCUCACAUUAAAGAAAUGACAAAAGAUGAAGUUUGAUCACGUGGUGAAGUUGUUAUCUUCACCACCAUUGCUGUCAUUGUAGUCCUCUUCUCCUGGUUAGGAUUCCUUCUGUGUUCAUCAUUCAGUUCAGUUUCUCCUCCUCAGAGGUCUUCUUUUCUCCAAAACAAACAGACCCGCUGAUUAAAACCAGUAAAAACACUGAAUAAAGCAGUUUCACCAUAAAAAUCACUGUUUCUCCGAUGCUGUUUGCAGACAAAGGACAUGUUGCUAACAUUAGCUAUCUGAUGUAACUACCCAGCUAACAAAUGUAGAUUAGUUAGCUAGUUAACUAGUGUUUUGCUCUGUAGUCAAACACUAGCUAACUAGCUUCUUAAUAAUGUAUUUUUAUACAUAUUAUAUGGAUUAGCUAGUUAGUUAGCUAGCGCUUUUCUAACAACAGCUAGCUAGUGCCUAUGUAUGUAAGAUGUGACCAUGUAUGUAUGUGGCUUUUAUCUGUUAACCAUCUUCAAUGUGUUUGUCUUUUCAACAUAGACUCAACUGUCUGAGCACAGAGAAAAAAGGGGCUGAGCUCAGGAGGGAUCAAUUCAAUCCAACGUCUGACUGAAACUAAGACAAAGGGCUGUCAUUUCCCUGUCCAGUGUGUUGGAGGUGGGAGCAGAAAGGAUAUCAUACAUUACAUGUUAGAGGCUGGGCCAAUCACAGGCAGUCACGUUAUACUACAGGGCUCUCCCCUUCAUGACCACAUUUUUAAGUUGAAUUCACUUUUCCGAACAUGUUGAAGAGCCAGUUGUGAACAGUUGUGUCGAGACUGUAUAAUUGAUCAUAACAAGACAAAAGAUGUGCACACACACAUAGAGCUUUUUGUACUGUCUGGUACUUGUUGCACAAAAUAUAACCAGCUGUGUAAUAGAGUAAUGCUACAUGGAGGAAAAGACAGAAGCAUUGCCCCUUUUUGCUCUGCUCCAAUAACAGUUGAGCAAGCCUUAGUCAGAACUUCAGUCAACUUCCUCCUUUUCUAUAUGUCUGUGUAUCUAUAUAUAUAUAUAUAUAUAUAUAUAUAUAUAUAUAUAUAUAUAUAUAUCUUUUAGCUUAAGUUAGCUAGCUAAUGUUAGAAAAAUGCUAGAUACUAGCUAGCUAAUCUACAUCAAUCGUUAACUAGCUAGUUAUAUCUGAAAGCUAAUUUUGGCAAAACACUAGUUAACUGUAUGGCUGGGCGAUAAAUCGAUUUUAUCGAUUAAUUCAAAUUUGUUGUUAAACACAAUUUAUUUUUAGUUAAAAUCGGUUUUCUCUUGAACUUCCACAACACCGGCGCUCCCUUUGGGCUCCCGUAGGUCAGAGUGUGCUGACCCCUCCCCCCGCCUCUCCACAGAUACACACAACAUGGCAGCAAGCCAGGAUGAGCUCCUCCCCAAAAAAGGCACAGUGUUGUCGGUUGUUUGGAACUGGUUUGGUUUUGUGGCGUCUGACAGCGAACAAACCACGACCCACUGCAAAGUUAGUUUGAAAGCUGUUGCAACCAAAGGUAGCAGUACGACCAAUUUAUUCCAGCACCUCAAGCAGAGGGCAUGCAGCCGAGUGGGAGAAAUGUUGCUCUCUGCGAGAUAUACAGGACCGCAGCCCACAAACACCCGCUAAAAAAACAGUACAAAAAAAUCGAUGUAAAUCGUAAAUCGGGUUUGGUGUGAAAAAAUCUGCGAUUUUAUUUUCAAGCCAUAUCGCCCAGCCCUAGUUAAUUGUCUAACUUUUAUCUUUUAACCAUCUACAAAAUGCGGUUGUGUUCUCAACACAGAUUAGCCUAGCACAUAGCAUAAGUGCAGGAAAUGAUAAAGUUGACUGAGGUCAUUACCAAGGCUUUCCUUAACUGUUAUUUGAGCACAGAGCAAAAAAGAGCGGGAGUAAGAAAGGCUCAGCUAGCACUAUAAGAUACAAGAGCAUUGCAGCAUUGAUGUUGUAUGAGGAGUGGCUUCAGGAUUAGACCACCUCAUUGGCCGUUAAGGACAGAAGGAAUGAGAACUAGAAACUCUCCUUUAAUAUAAGCAAAAUCACUUUACCGAGAUACUCUAACUCUAUUCAUAUCAUCCCAUAUCAUCAUGUUUACAUGAACUGAAUUGUUGUUCCUGUCAGCAGUAAAGGACAAUACUGACGUUCAGGUGGCCAAAUAUUUGUGAUUUGCCAACAGACCAGUUGUUCUUGUAGCUGUUACAGUUCUUACUCAUUGCAAGACAAGAUGAGGGCAUGAUGCUGACUGCCAUCUCAGUCCAACAUUGGACACACAGUGCUCCAAAACUAAAAUAUCAUACUACAAUUUACUGCACUUUUUACUGAUGCAACUUAAAUGAUCACUCAUAUCUCAGAUCAGAGUCAAACAGUCAGAUUAAAAUUGUGUAAUACAGCAACACCUAGUUUCUAGUAUUUCUUAGUGUUUGUGAAUACUGGCUGGGUAUCCAUAAAGGAUCAUCUGAGAAUAUAUUUUUCACAUUCAUUAAGUGAACUUUAAGCAUUUUGAAUUUCUUUAAGGAAUUAAAGCCACACUUAAGGCUCAAACAAAGCAUGAUACGGUUAUGUGCCAUGUACAUAGAUUAUGGGCUUUGAUUUGUUUUGAUUUAACUGAGACAUGGAGACACGAGCAUGCAGACCAACAUUUAGAACUUGCUGAUUCUACAAUUAAAUAACUUCAUUGACAAACUGAGAAACAUUCAAACCUGCCAUGAAUGAAGCUUUUAUAUUUUGACCUGUAUGUUCAUUGUUUUGUUGUUAUACAUAUUUACAGUUCUGUUUUUCACAUCUCUUGAGGAGGCAUAAACACAUCUGUCUGUUGGAGGUAGUGCGUCUGGACACAGAAAUAUGGAAAGAAUAGAGAUCUUGGCUUUCCACAGUGAGGUUCAAUUCAGUCAGCUCUGCCUCCAAGAAUUCUGUGAUAGUCUAAUUCUUCCCCUCUGGCCACCAACUGCACUCACAGUCUUCAUUUUGUUCUAAUGGACAGCUACUGGAACAACAGUGGAUCUCCAAAGCUUGACUGGUUGUUUAACUACAAAACCACUGCACCAUUGUGCAGUAGCAGUUUUAGGGGAAACAUAAUGCCUAUAUACCAAUAAUAUGUCAAUUAGUUAGCACGUUAGUUAAUGUAAGUUUUUCUAACUUUACCUUUAAGAUGUAACUAGCUAGCUAAUCUUCACCAAUCGUUAGCUAGCUUUUUGGUAACAGUAGAAAAAAGGCUGGAUGUUUAGUUAAAUAGUAAAAUGUCAAUUCUGGGAUACUAUUAUGAGAUGGAAAGAGAAGCCACAUAGCACUCUUUGCUGCACUGUAUGAUAGUCUCAUUACUUUUUGCAUAGCCUUUCCAAAUAUAUAUAUAAUGAGUGGGAUAACGGUUCUUCCUAAACAUAAAUUAAUGAUGCAUAAUGUUGCUUAUGACUUUAAAUCAUUGAGACUGGGUUGCAGUAGGAUUUUCACUGCUGUAUCAAAGCAACAUGAAUGCAUGCUCUAGAGAUCCAUUGUUAGGUCAGAGUAGUGUGCCCUGUGAGAACAGAGGUAGUGCUGUGAUGUGUAUUGCCUUGAACUGUGGCUGGAGGUCACUCUCUUCACUACCUUAAAUACGUAUUAAGCAAUUUAUUCUGGACAGAAAAAGGGUUUCCAUAUAGAAUUCACCAAUCCUAAUUAGAUACUGUGAUUAGACAUGACAAUAUACUGUUUACAUUUUGUGCCAUUUUUUUCAUUUUUUUGGAGAAAGGUCCACUUCCUUAAAUGAGUCCAACUGCACACAAGGACACUGUCACUCUGUCGUCACGCUUAUCCUUUGUACCCUGGUUGUACUGUUCCAUCCAGGAUAAUGUGUUGCUUUACCUUCAUAGAUCUUUGAUUUUUCUUUAAAAUAAAGGGGAUCUACACCUCC
Molecule: messenger RNA, 10397 nt
Organism: Dicentrarchus labrax (European seabass)
Lineage: Eukaryota; Metazoa; Chordata; Actinopteri; Moronidae
Gene: ddhd1b
Product: DDHD domain containing 1b
Exons: 13
Coding region: 670-3276 (868 amino acids)
Cellular component (GO): cytoplasm
Molecular function (GO): metal ion binding; glycerophospholipase activity
Source: RefSeq, a predicted model, not a curated record